Molecule: messenger RNA, 7564 nt
Organism: Myotis daubentonii (Daubenton's bat)
Lineage: Eukaryota; Metazoa; Chordata; Mammalia; Chiroptera; Vespertilionidae
Gene: AJUBA
Product: ajuba LIM protein
Biological process (GO): regulation of DNA-templated transcription; cytoskeleton organization; negative regulation of hippo signaling
Cellular component (GO): transcription regulator complex; nucleus; adherens junction
Molecular function (GO): transcription corepressor activity
Source: RefSeq, a predicted model, not a curated record
GGGGGCGGGGGCCGGGAGCAGCGGGGCGGCCGUGCAAGUCGACGCGUGGACAGAUAGACCUGCGGACGGGACAGCCGUAGGCCCUCCGAGCCCUGCUCAGCCCCUGAUGCGCGGGGGUCCGCAGCCCCUCUUGCCGGGGGAUGCUGGGGGAUUCCUGGCGCCGGGCAUCUGGGCCGCCCGCUAAACCCUUGUGCCUACCCCGUGCCCCCGGGGAACCGGAGCCCGGCCGCAGGCAAAGAGAAGCGGGGGCCGAGACGCUGCUGGGUGCGGGGCGGGGAGGGGGCUGUUGGCCCCAGGCCCGAGGGCAUGGAGCGGUUGGGAGAGAAAGCCAGCCGCCUGUUUGAGAAGUUAAGACUCUCGGACUCCGGCAGCGCUAAGUUCGGCCGCAGAAAGGGUGAAUCUAGCCGGUCUGAUGGGACCCCCGGGCCGGCCAAAGGGCGCCUGAGUGGGUCGGGGGGACCGAGGAAAUCAGGGCCCCGUGGAGCUACCGGGGGGCCUGGGGAUGAGCCGCUGGAACCAGCCCGGGAGCAAGGACCCCUGGACGCUGAGCGCAACCCGCGCGGCUCCUUUGAGGCGCAGCGCUACGAGGGCUCCUUUCCCGGGGGGCCGGCUCCCACCCGGGCCUUGCCUCUACCUCAGUCACUGCCCCCAGACUUUCGGUUGGAGACCACGGCCCCAGCCCUCAGCCCCCGCUCCAGUUUCGCCAGUAGCUCCGCCAGCGACGCGAGCAAGCCGUCCAGCCCCCGGGGCAGCCUGCUGCUGGACGGGGCGGGGGCCGGCGGGGCCGGCGGGAGCCGACCCUGCAGCAAUCGCACCAGCGGCAUCAGCAUGGGCUACGACCAGCGCCACGGCAGCCCCCUGCCCGUCGGGCCGUGCCUGUUCGGCCCGCCUCUGGCUGGGGCUCCGGUGGGCUACUCGCCCGGAGGGGCGCCGUCCGCUUAUCCCGAGCUCCACGCCGCCCUAGACCGACUUUGCGCUCACCGGCCCCCGGGGUUCGGCUGCCAGGAAAGCCGCCACUCGUACCCCCCGGCCCUGGGCAGCCCUGGGUCUCUAGCCGGGUCUGGAGUGGGAGCGGCGGGGCCCCUGGAGAGACGAGGGGCGCAACCCGGACGACAUUCGGUGACCGGCUACGGGGACUGCGCGGCGGCCGCCCGGUACCAGGAGGAGCUCACGGCGUUGCUGCGCUUGACGGCGGGCACAGGUGGACGCGAGAUCGGUGCCCGCGGGGAGCCCUCGGGGAUGGAGCCGUCUGGUCUCGAGGAGCCACCGGGUCCGUUCGUCCCGGAGGCCGCCCGGCCCCGACUGCGGGAGCCCGAGGCCAGAGAGGACUACUUCGGCACCUGUAUCAAGUGCAACAAAGGCAUCUAUGGGCAAAGCAACGCCUGCCAGGCCCUGGACAGCCUCUACCACACCCAGUGCUUUGUCUGCUGCUCCUGUGGGCGAACUUUGCGCUGCAAGGCUUUCUACAGCGUCAACGGCUCUGUGUACUGUGAGGAAGAUUAUCUGUUUUCAGGGUUUCAGGAGGCAGCUGAGAAAUGCUGUGUUUGUGGUCACUUGAUUUUGGAAAAGAUCCUACAGGCAAUGGGAAAGUCCUAUCACCCAGGCUGCUUCCGAUGCAUCGUGUGCAACAAGUGCCUGGAUGGCAUCCCCUUCACAGUAGACUUCUCCAACCAGGUGUACUGUGUCACCGACUACCACAAAAAUUAUGCUCCUAAAUGUGCGGCCUGCAACCAACCCAUCCUCCCCUCAGAGGGCUGUGAGGACAUUGUGAGGGUGAUCUCCAUGGACCGAGAUUAUCACUUCGAGUGCUAUCACUGUGAGGACUGCCGGAUGCAGCUGAGUGAUGAAGAAGGCUGCUGCUGUUUCCCUCUGGACGGGCACUUGCUCUGCCACAGCUGUCACAUGCAGCGGCUCAACGCUCGACAGCCCCCUGCCAACUAUAUCUGAGCUGUGGUCACUGCUGCUGCCAUCGCCACCAUUGACAAAUUCCUCUGGCCAGUGGGCCCCUGAGGCCAGCUGAGGCAAGGAUGUACCUUGCAGGCCUGGCAGAAGAGUCCUUUGGGGAGGGCCCCAAGGGCCAGAGACCCAAAGAUCAUGACAUUCCAAAUGGAUUGUGGAGGAGGAACCUUCCAGUUACCGUGGUGGGGAUGACUGGCUUCCUUCCCACAUGUGCAACCUGUGCUGUAGCAUAUACGUAAGCACACACAGGCGGGCUCCCAUACACUGUAAAGGUCUGAUUCUAGUCUGUAUUUCCAGUAUAAGUCUAUGUGUAAAUCAGCAAAUGCUGUGGUCCUGGAUUACAGGAAGGGAAGACAUCAUGGAAGCUCCUAACUAUUUUGUAGCCCACACACGGGGUCAGAUAGGAGGUCAAACAGGUUCUUACCACACCACAGUCUCUUAUUUCUGUAUCUAGAUGAAGAGGUGGACCUUAUAAAUGAGUUAUUUCUUGGCCACCUGCUCUCUAAGGACUAAGAGAGCUGCUCACCUCAAGGCUGGGAAUAGAGACCAGCUCCAGGUGGGCCUGCUGCCUGUAUUGCCUGAUUCUCAGGGACUCACGUGAGCCUGGGAAGACUAACUGGGUGCCUUACUUCUCAGCUGGUGGAGGUGGUAAUGAGUAGGCCUUGGGGUAUGGAAUUGCUGGGGGAGACAUUUAUGGAGUUUCGAGCUAGUCACACUCCCCAGGUGUAAGUGCAUUGAGCCCUCCUGCCCAGUAUAGGCACCCAGGGGCAUGUUCUCACACACACCUACUCGCUCCAUUCUCAGGUCACUCUUGCACUUGGUCCCUAGCAGCAGCUCACUACUCCGGAGCUGCCACCUUUCAGAGGGAUCCAGGAUUACAUCUACUGUAACCCCCAAACUCUGAGGUUCUGGGGCGCCACAGGGGCAGAACACUUUGACUUGGUUCUAGUUCAGUUUUGCUGAAAUUCGUUUACCUAAAGCUAGAUCUCUUAAAACCAUUUCACUGAAAACCUGUGUGUUUAAAGUUACUACCACUGCCAAAGGCUCAAAUCCCUUUUGGGUAUUUUUUUAUUUUUAUUUUUUAGCCAUUUAGGUAUUCUAUUCUUUUUUGUCAUGCUUUGGGUAUUUCAAGGAUUUAUAUCUAUUCAUCCAAGAGUACUUCUGAAUUGCCAGCAACAUAAAUUUAUCAAAUUUGCAGCACUUUGUAAAUGAUAAGAUUGCUUCCUCCUACCUUGAUGGGUAUCUCUAUGUUAUUUGCUUUUCAAACACUUUUUUUUAAAAAAGCUUAAAGUUUCUAGCAAUAAAUAUAAUUGGUACAGACAUUUUGUGUAUCAUUUUUUUGUGUGUUUCUUAAUCCAAUAUUCCUUUACAAAUUAGAUGCCCUGAAAAAAAUAACGAAGCUCAAUAUGAUUUUAUGCUUUGGUCUAACUUCUACACCCAUGCUGUUAAAAUGCCAAUAUAUCCAAAGCAAAUGAACAGGCAUGUGGCUUAUUCAGUUGACUAACAAUUCAAGGUUAUACAGACAACAUCAUUAAAUAGUGAAAGUGUGAAUCUGCUAGAUUCUUUUGAAAAUGCUGCAGAUUUGAUAAAUAUUUAUUUUAGACUAAUUAUCUCUAGGUAAAUUGGUUUUAGGCAAAUUAAUCUGAUAAUUAAUCUUGGAUCCUUAGUCUUCAUUCUCUAUCACUUAGAAUUUCACAGUGGAAAUGAUGACUCCUGAGAACAGACAUUUCACAUUUAGGGAUUAUUCUAAGAUGACUGUGCCAGCCAACCUGGGAAAUGCAGAGAAGAGACCUCAGUGUGAAUGUGAGUGAGAGAGUUCAGAUUCAUACCACUGACUGCCUGAGGUGGGAAAUGCACUUUUUUGGAGGGGUGAAUGUUCUGAUUCUAGAUUACUUGUUCUACAGCUGAGAUUCUGAACUAUUAUCAUUAAAUAAGUGAGUAUGAAGACUGUGCCUGGGAAAUUUUCUCAGCAGGAUGCUCCAGGCCUGGGAAAUGGGAGAAGUAUGUGUAGCUUUAUAUCCAUCUCUUCAGUUCUGUCUUUACUCUUGGGAGUCUUGUCUACUCCGUCAUUCUGAUCCUUGUGCUUUACUCUGAUUUUGACCUCCAUCUGCUGCUGACUGGCUGAUUCGUAUCUAGGUCUAUGCUCACCACGACUCUUCUUGCCACUGUGGCUACUCUCUCUUCCUGAGGGAAAACAGUGCUAACAUUUGAUGAGGACAGGCCCAGGGAACAGCAGCCCCAGCCACCCUGGUAACCGGCAGGCUCCAAAGUGUUGCCUGCAUCGCAAGAGUUUCCUUCUUUCUACUUACUGGGAGGCUGCGCAUCCUUAAUAGUGCUAUCUAAUAUUUACAGUUGAUAGUGAGAUUCAUAGGGUGCUGCCAUGGUACAUCAGCAGGGAAACUGUGGCAACUCACCACCUGAUUUUCAUCAACAGCCACUAAGCCUAAAAAUGAGGGAAGGGAGAAAAUGGAAGGAUUAUGGAUCCGUUUUGUGUCUCUUUAGAGUCACAGGACAGGGUUCAUGCAGGCUUUCACGGAAGACGUUGGGUGUUAGCUUUCGCUAGCCCUGUUCGUUACAGGCCUGAGUGUGGUUUAUCAAGAAUAAGGCUGGUGGUGGUUCUCGCUCUGCCUUACUCCUUAGACAUGUUUCCCCUUUCACCAUCUGGAGCUCUCAAGACUAGGAAAUUUAUAGUCAGGCUGGAGACUGUCCUCAGCCAAGGAGGAGGACAAUUUGUUUCUAUUUUGUUUGUUCGUUUAUUUUGUUCUUAAGAUUCCACAUAUAAGUGAAAUAUGGUAUUUGUCUUUCUCUGUCUGAUUUAUUUCUAGAGAAAGAGCUAAUUCCAGGCACAUAAAGCCAAUUGGUUGGUCCUUGAUAUUAUACCUGUACAGAGGGAAUAAAAGGUGGAAGGAGACUAUUAGACCUGAAGUAAAAGGGUUGGGGGAAACAUUUUUAUUUCAUUUUGUUUUUUAGAAAGACCCAUACCCCAGAUCUGGCCUGGGGUCAUUCAGAACCCUAAUGGUGAGGUUCCACUGCAAGGACAAGGGUCCCGCCAGUCUCAGCUCUCCAUCCCCUCUCCCCUGCAGCAAGAAGACCUAAGACCGGGCGUCUGCUGUGACAAUGGCUUGGAUAGGGCCCUUGGAAUAUCUACACUUGGCUCUAGUUAUAAAAGACUAAGGUUUGACCUUGGAAAUAUAAGCAAACUUCCUGGGAUGUGUAGAUUAGACCCGUCUAACUGAUGGUAGGAGAGUCAUCAGAGGCAGACUUUUGUCCACUGUGGGUAUUAUUGCACCUAAGUUUAGAUAGGAUACUGCUGACUGUGAAGGAAGCAAAGGUGCUCUCCAAGCCGGGAGAAAUGGGUUAGGAGGGAUACUAACAGGUCGUGCUUAUGGAUGUAUCCUGGAGACUUGGAGCCAAUGUGGGUGUGGUUUAAAGACAUCCCAGAAACCCUGAGCAGUGACUUACCCCAUGUCACAUCUAGAAAACGACGUCUAACUCCUGAAGCUGAACAAAGAGCUCAUCUUCCCUCUUCCCUCUCAGCCCGUCACAGGCAUUCAUUGCCACAGCGCAGGUGAACUGUAAAGGUGACGAGUACUUCGUUACGAUAGAUACGUAGGGGAUGUUUUAGUGGGAAAGCCAGGGAACACAAGAAACAGUAAUGAAAACAUUGGCUCUUACUGGUGCUUUUUUGUUGUUAGUUAGAAUUAGCGGUAGCCAAAGUAACUUUAGAGCACAGUAGGAAAGGACCUGGCUAGGUAGCUCAGCUAGAUCCUUGUCCCCAUACGCCAAGCUGGCUCCAAUCCCCAAUCUGGGAACGCACAAGAAUCAACCAAUGAGUGCAUAAAUAAGCGGAACAAAAAAUCAGUCUCUCUCUCUUCCUCUAAAAACCAUUUUUUUAAAAAAGCAUAUUAGGAGAAGCAAAGGAAAUAUAUUGCAGGAGACUCCCUGCCUUUGAGGAGGUCACAGUCUAGCCAGGGAGAAAAGUACAUAAAAUGCCUUGAGAAGAUUACAAGCAAUAUUUCGACAAGUGCAAAGUGAUUGAGUGUGAGAAACAGAAGACCUAAUGCUCCAGGGUACAGAUGACAGGGGCGAGAUUUCAUCUGGCUUAUCCUAUAGAUCAGAAAGUGGAGGCCCAUAACUAGAUCCUGCCCCCAAAUUAAUUGAGUUUGGCCCACUGGCGGUUAUUUUUUAUAAAACCAAGUUGUACCUAGUUGGGAGAAAAACACCAGCUAAUAAAUAUAGAAAGAGUGAUAGAAUUUGAAAAACAGCAUUUUGUGAACUUAAUAAAAGUAUUGAUUUGGCAAAGAUUAUUAAUUGGUGUUAAAACCAUAGGUAAAAUGGUUGGUGGACAACUGGACAUCCAUAUAGUGCCAAGCAACACCAUCAGUUUAUAGUCUUGAGGCCAAAAAUGUAUGUUGGAGGGAUCAGACUGUUAUCACUUGUUUUCUGGAAUGGGUCUUAGUAACACUAACCAAUAGACCAAUUCUGGUGAGAGGCACAUAGAUAACCCAACCUGGUAUACAUUCUAGCUAUUCCCCACCCCCAAAAAAGAAUUAAUUAUUAGAUGUAACUUGCAGUUUACAGGACACUAGGAGGGAGCAACUAGACAAAUCUAAAAGGUGAGGCAUUCUUCAGGGCACCUGGCCAGCUCUCUUCAGCAAGUCGGUACGAUUUUUUAAAAACAUGUUUUUACUGAUUUCAGAGAGAGGAAGGGAGAGGGAGAGACAGAAACAUAAUGAUGAGAGAAUCAUCGAUUGGGUCCCUCCUGCAUGCCCCACACAGGGGAACAAGCCCGCAGUCCAUCCAUAUGCCCUGACUAGGAAUCGAACUGCACCUCCUGGUUCUUGUGUUGACGCUCAAACACUGAGCCACACUGGCCGGGCUGUAUGAAAGUCAAAACUACUAGGUAAGUACCUUAGAGAUACUUAAGGUAUAUGAUAACAACAUAAUGCAUGGUCCUGGAUUCCCUAUUGGUUUAAACAAGUUGCUAUAAAAGAUAACUAGGGUCACCCUAGCCAAGCCGUGGGCAAACUAUGGCCCGCGGGCCGGAUCCGGCCCCUUUGAAAUGAAUAAAACUAUUGAAAAAAAAGACCGUACCCUUUUAUGUAAUGAUGUUUACUUUGAAUUUAUAUUAGUUCACACAAACACUCCAUCCAUGCUUUUGUUCCGGCCCUCCGGUCCAGUUUAAGAACCCAUUGUGGCCCUCGAGUCAAAAAGUUUGCCCACCCCUGCCCUAGCCGGUUUGGCUCAGUAGAUAGAGCAUUGGCCUGCGGACUAAAGGGUCCCAGGUUCGAUUCUGGCCAAGGGCAUAUGCCUGGGUUGCCGGCUUGAUCCCCAGUAGGGGACAUGCAGGAGGCAGCCUAUCAAUGAUUCUCUCUCAUCAUUGAUGUUUCUAUCUAUCUCUCUCCCUUCCUCUCUAAAAUCAAUGAAAGUAUAUAUAUAAAAAAAAGAUAACUGGGGUCAAUUGGGAAAUUUUUAGUAUGGAUGGGAUUAGAUAAGGUGCAAAUUUACUAAAAUGAAAAGUUCAAAAUCAUUAACAAAAUGCCAGUUCCAAAACCAUAUAUACAGAAUAAUCAUAUUUUGUUUAUAAUAUGUCUAUAUAUUUAUU